CUGUUAACUUUACUCACCGAACGGCGCUGGCAUGAGUAAGAACGAAAAUCUGGAUUGUAAGCCAGUUGGAGAGAGAGAACCCAGAGAUGAGACGAUAGAGCUCAAUGAGCUGUUCGGUUGGGUCGGAUGGACGACGAGACGAGGGUGAACCCGGUGAAGACAUACAAAACACAGAUUAAUUAUGAAGGUGAAGGGGUCACGUGAGCAAGGAAAGUGGGUAGAAAGCACGUGAGGUGGAUUGUAUGAGCGCUGUGUGUGAUGGAGAAGAGUUUCAUACACUUAUCUCCUCGUCUAUCCUGUCCAACGAAGGAAACUAAUGGGAGAAUACACUUUGGGAUAUCUGGGUAGAAUCACCGAAGAGUGUAAGACAACACACGACAUCGCAUUCGUCUGGGGUUUAUGAAAUAGUGAAGUGAAGGACGAUGUCCUUUCCGAUCCGCAUCAGCUGACGCCUCCCAAAGCUGAAAGGAACUUCUGUGUCUAUUUCCUGUCUGUCCUGCCGUCGAACGAGAACUGAUACAGAUUCUGCUUCUGUGUACUAUGGGUUUGCCUACACCAAAUCCUCCAGGUUCGAAAUAAGCUUCAGUCGCAGGCAGCCCUGCUGGAAGAGGCUGAUUCUCCGUGGAGGUAUCAGCCAACUUGGAUGCAGUCUGUGCAAGCCUAUCUCACGGAGUAGGAAUCUUGUCGAUAGAAGGGCACUCUGGUAUUGGAGCUGCCGGGAGUUAUCGCGAAGACCAACUACCAGAAUUGGUAUUCCAUCAGGAGAGUUCGUAGUCAGAUGCUUGACAUAAUCCUGCGAAGUACUUCAGUGCUUGAGACUUCCAGAAACAGAAGAUUUAUGGACUAUCACAAAACCUGCCCCGGAACUAGAUGAUCUGUAUUAUCUGACCACACCAGGAUUUUAGUCUUCAUCUAUUGAGAGGAGCACCAUUGCCCUUCACUCUGUGUUUACGGCUAAGUAAACGCUUGAACGUAUAAUGUCUCUCGCCGGACUAGGCGGGAUGCCAAACUAUGCGAAAACUGAACCAGUUGUAUCAAUGGAUGAUGAACCAAAAACUGUAGAAAAGAACUUAGCAACCUGCAAGGUUGAGGAUAUCAGUGUUUUGGAGAGUAAAGUAGGACAUUCAUCCUUCGGGAAUGAAAUAGAUAGAACAGUGGAAGAAAAGAGGACAAGAAUCUGCGUCGAGUCUAGAGGAGAAAGGAGGUUGCAAGUGAAGGUUGAUGAAGGUGCAGCUUCUGGUGAGAGUGGACCAAGGAGCACUGGAGGAGGCCGAGAAAGAUGUAGAGGUUGUGGAGUGAGAGAGGAACCGAGAAAGAAUGAGCUCUGCGAGAGUUGUAAACAAGAGGGUUCCGGGAAUUUCGAGGGGAAAGUCACAAGGUCAAGCACUCGAAGGCGACUGGGCGUCCAACCUGUCACACCACGUCUUGAAGAACCUCGUGCAGUGCGAGCCAAUCGAGGAAUGAAACGUCGUUUUCCUGGUGCUGUUUCAGGGGACGAAUCAGACGACAACUGCGACAAGCGGAAGCGAACUCGAGUUCGAAGCAUAUCCAAAGUUUGUGGACCCAACGCCCAGCAGCAGUCAGGCUCCGAAACAUCUGGAAAAGGUAAGGAAGCUAUUGAUAAGGAUUGGAAGCCGAGCGUGCGAGGAAAGCGACGGGGCCGACAGAGUGAAGUCUUCCUAUGCAACGUUGAAGGUUGCGAAAAGAGCUUUGUCGAUGCUGUUGCGCUUUACAAUCACGGUCGUGUGCACGGAGACAGGCCUUACGUAUGCCAUUGGGAAGGAUGCACAAAGAGGUUUUCGGAGAGAUCAAAGCUAAAACGACACUUCCUCAUUCACACAGGAGAAAAGCCCUUCAUCUGCGUCUACGAAGGUUGUGGAAAGGCUUUCUCUUUGGACUUUAACUUGCGGUCUCACAUGAAGACACACACAGGAGAAUACCAUGAGUGUCCUCAUCCCGGUUGCGAGAAAAGAUACUGUCAGGAGUACAAACUGAGGGCGCAUAUCUGCAAGGAGCACAAGGGAGCAGGAAAAUCAAGUGAUAAUGGAGGUCGCUUGGCGAAAGAGGACUCAGUGAUCUCCUCCAAUGAUAAAGCCGCGAAGAAGAAAGAGAGAGCCGAACAGCUGGAAUUACGGAGGGCCAAGCUGGAAAAGUGCAAAGAGGGAAAAAGGAAACGUAUUCAGGAGCUUGAAGCAGAACUAGAAGGCGAGAUGAAAGAGCUGACCAAACUGGAUAAAGCACUUAGAAAAGUUACCCGAGAACAAGAAGAGGAGGAAUUCGAAGGCUGUGUGGAGCAGGAUUUAUUAUCAGAUAAUGCCGGGGAAGCUGAGCUGGGUGAGGUUUACGGGGAGGAGAAAGAAGUGGUAAUGUUUGCUCAUAAACUCCCUACAGCCGACCAAGGAGCCAGACUCAUGAAUCAGGUUGUGUUAAUUCAGGGUCCUACUCCCCCACUGUCACCAUCGAUUUCAUCGUCUCAACCUUUCUUAAUGUCCCGCGUGUCUACUUUAGACAGCACUUCACCCACAGAAAGUGGCCUCCACUCUCAUCAUAGCACUCAUCUACUCCCUUACAGCGUGACUCCCAUUUGCCAGUUAAGUAUGGACAGCUUGUUUGGAGAUAGACGAAAUUCACAAAAUUUAGUAUCGUUUGUGGGCUCCCAGGGUCUUUCAAUGAGCAAAGAUAGAUUAGGUGAUCCCCAUGGAGGAGGGGUUUCACAAGCCUUUUCAGCCAACUGUCAAUCUUCAAUAUCCUUCAUUCAUGGUGAACAAAGUUCGCAGUGCGAGCCACCUGUCUCGCAGCUUUUCACAUAUCAAGAGCAGCCAUGUUUGCAAGAUUAGGAUCUAGAGGCCUUACCUAUUUCGUGACUUUGUCACUGAACUUAGAAUUUAGAAGUUAGAGUAUUACUGUUGGAAAGGGGUAGGAAAGAGAGGCCUAAGAAAUGUUCUCACAAUCACCAGCGUGCCACUGAAGGAUGGUGUCUCACGAAAGAUUGUCUUUACUCCUCAGUUUGGAAGCGAAGGCGUCGCGGCCUACUACCUCACAAUUAUACGGGAUACUGCUUGCCGAAGGCACGAGCAUUUUCCUCGGGAACUGCGAGAAGCACCGUCCGGGUUCAAAUGCCUAUUAUUGGCUCAUAGUUGUGGUGUUUCACCACGUGUGUUGGGAAUACAUCAACUCCAGUUGGAGGUGUUGAUAGAAAUUCAAUCUAGUAAAGAUUUGAGUGACCACUCGCAUCGG
Marchantia polymorpha subsp. ruderalis is the source of this 3237-nucleotide messenger RNA. Lineage: Eukaryota; Viridiplantae; Streptophyta; Marchantiopsida; Marchantiales; Marchantiaceae. The record is from the annotation of a GenBank genome assembly.